Messenger RNA from Trichoderma virens Gv29-8, 998 nucleotides. RefSeq lists its product as uncharacterized. NCBI's taxonomy places the organism in Eukaryota, Fungi, Ascomycota, Sordariomycetes, Hypocreales, Hypocreaceae. The transcript has a single exon. The record is from RefSeq and is a predicted model, not a curated record. Bases 164 to 679 code for a protein of 171 amino acids.
CGAGGCGAAACGCAACCAACUGUUCCAUUCCAUCCAUUCACCUGUUGAUCUUUGUCAGUCAGUCAGUCGCUGAUAAGGAAAGAAGAGACGAGGAGAGAUACGAGACGAAAGAGCACAGAAAAGAAAAGCAGAACAAAGCAAAGUAAAGCAAAGCAAAGACAAGAUGCCUUCCUCAGACCCCCUCGCCGGCCUCAACGUCUCCAUCAGCCAGGGCACCACGUCGCCGCCAACCAUCGUGGCCACCGUCAAGAACAACAACCCGCACUCCGUCACCAUCGCGCCUUACCAGUCGCCCUUUGACGGGCUCAUCCUCGAGCAGGGCAACCUGUUCAUCUUCCCCGGCGCGACCGACGGCAACGACAGCGACAGCAGCAGCACAACCUCCUCCAAGCCGCUCGACUAUCCUACCAUUGCCCUCAAGCGCGCCUGGCCGCCGCCCAGCGACAGCCUGGUGACGCUGGGCCCGGGCGAGAGCCGCACCACCGAGAUUGUCAUCCGCCACCCGGUGCCGGUGCGCCAGUUGGGCAGCUCCGCGACCGUCAAGCUGAGCGGCCAGUGGAUGUCGGUGUGGAAGAGGCCCAAGGAGGAGAUUGGCGAUGCCGACUGGGACGAUGUGUCCAACCCAGAUGAGUUCUCGGGCCUGUACGAGUCCAACAGCCUGGAGAUUCUGAUUGCGUGAUUGGGGGUUCUAUUCUGUGCGGCUUUGGAUUUUUUAUGUGCAUUGCGCUUGUUCGGGAUGGCGAAACGGCGUUUUUCUUGCUUUUCUUGCUAUUUUGUUUUGUCAAUUGGGAGAAGCAUCGAUGUCUAGGUACCUUGGAUGAAAUAAGGUGGUGAUGGGCUUUGGUCACUUAGAAGGGACAGACUGAGUUGGGACAGGCAGAACACGUGACUCGCCUUCAACCGUUUUUUUCGUACCUAUUUUUUCCGCCAUGAUGAGAUUCUCUUUACGGCAAGCAGUUGUUAGUUGAGUAAAUUCAAUUGGAUAUAUUAUAUUCCGU